Molecule: messenger RNA, 1224 nt
Organism: Saccostrea echinata
Lineage: Eukaryota; Metazoa; Mollusca; Bivalvia; Ostreida; Ostreidae
Exons: 2
Coding region: 1-1224 (407 amino acids)
Source: RefSeq, a predicted model, not a curated record
AUGUCCUGGAAACCGUUUGUACCCAAUGUAGAAGAGUGGAAAAAUCAUUUUUUACGAGCCAGCCAGAUGAAAUAUAUUCCUAAACAAAAGUCUUACGUGAUUGGACAGUUUGGUAAAGGUGAAUCUGUUUUGCAGCCAAAGAUAGAACUCGUAACACCCACUCAACAGGCGGUAGAGAGGGCGAAAUCAGACCUGAAAAAACGAGAGCGGGAAGGGGGACCAGUUUUAAAGUUUGAGCCAGAUGAACCAAAACCAAAGAAGACAAAGAAAAAACAAGUCAUUACACCCACAGUUUCCACAAAUUAUGCCUAUAAAUCAUACAUGGACGUUUUUCUAAAGUAUGGAACCUCAUCUCAGAAACCACCGUUAGAAGCCCAGUUAUUCAUUCCCGAUUCCGCUGGAUUUAUGGAUAUGUCUGAUGCGUUUGGAGGGGGGAAUAUGGGAUUAUUUCAGAGGGCUUUACUCACGGAAAAGAGUUCUUUUGUGGAUUUAGAGGGUCCGUUAUACAUGGAUAUUUGUCAACAAGAUCGUUAUCUCAUUAACGGCGUGCAGGUGGGGAUUAAAUUAUGGCCGAGCAGAGAGUCGUUUUGUUUGAUAUCUGCCGUAAGCUCACCAAAAUAUCGGAUUCAUAUUGAAGAUAGCAUUUUAAGAUGUUGUUACCUGAAAAUUAAUCCCGGAGUCCUCUUAGGACAUAAUGAAGCAAUCAAAAAGCAACCAGCACUAUAUCCUUUUAUGAAAUCAGAUAUUAAAUGUUUCGGAAUUCCAGCUGGUCAGUUUCACCUAAACGUGGAUGAUGUUUUUCAGGGAGAAAUUCCACAACACCUUGUUGUGGGUUUCGUUUCCUCUAAAUCUUACAGCGGCAGUUAUGGCACGAACCCUUUUAAUUUUCAACAUUUCAAUUGUAACUUUGCUGCUUUUUACGUAGAUGGAAAAUCUGUUCCAUCUGCACCAUUCGAGCCUAAUUUUACUUCCGACAAUUUCAUCAGUGAAUACCUGAGUUUGUUUGCUGGUAAGAAGUAUGAAACAGAAAACCAAGAACUGGUGCUCAGUCGAUCGGAUUUUUCUAGGGGAUAUUGUUUUUUUUUUGUGUUCAGUAUUAACCCGUCAUGCGAAAAUGAUGAUACAUUACCACUUUUAAGGAAGGGGCACACCCGUCUUCAGCUCAAAUUUGACAAAGCACUCCCUGUGCAGUCUCAGUCCCAGACUGGUGCAACUGCGGAUUAA